AUGGAUGGGACGGCUAUGGUCCAGGUGUCGAUGGGACAAGGCUGUGUUCGGCACCGACUAGAUGGGCCGAAUGGCCGUUUGUAGAGCCCUAUGACUCUAAUACUGCAGCGCCCGUGCUAAAGGGCGAGGUUACGAUCGUCUCCCCCCGGCGGCAGCGCCGGGUCACCGGGCCACGUUCUGUUCCACGCCGGGUGCCGCUGCAGUUACCGCGGCGCGACCACAGCGGCAGCGCCGUGUCCGGUCCGCGAGGUGACAAUUUGCGUGUCCGUGUCCGUGUCCGGUCCGCGAGACUCUCGACCAAUCGGAGCCCCGCCUGCGGCUGGAUAAAACGCCGGAGGGACGCGGCGGCGGGGCGAGUUCAGAGGGACUCGCGUUCAUCAGCGGCAUGCUGUACCUCACCGGGACACUCGUGGCUUUGUUCCUGCUUUCAACGGAGUGGGCCCGUGCCCAGCACUGCUCUUCCCCGUGUAAAUGCCCGGAGGAUCCGCCGAAAUGCAGCCCCGGAGUGCGGCUGGUGCCGGACAAGUGUGGAUGCUGUCGCGUCUGUGCCAGGCAGGCCGGGGAGGUCUGCUCCGACAGCGACGUCUGCGACCCGCAGCUCGGGCUACAGUGCGAGCACAGCGCUGACAGCCGGCACGGCCUGGGCGUCUGCAUCGCACGGCAAGGCAGUAUCUGCAUGUACGGUGGUGUUGUCUAUCGGAACGGGGAGACCUUCCAGCCAAGCUGCAAGUAUCGGUGCUCCUGCAAAGAUGGUCUGAUUGGUUGUGUACCCCGCUGUAAUUUGGAUAUCCUCCUGCCUAGCCCCGAUUGUCCAUUUCCCAAGCAAGUCCAGGUACCAGGAGAAUGCUGUGAACAGUGGGUGUGUGACCACAAGCAAGAAGCCCCUCUUAGAGGAUUUACAAUGGCAGCUUACAGACAGGAGGUGACCUACGACUUGGAUUUAAGUGGACCUGGUCUGAACUGCAUACAGCAGACGACACCGUGGAGUGUCUGCUCCAAAACCUGUGGUAUGGGCACUUCCACCCGUCUGACAAGUUACAACCUCCACUGUGAUAUGGUGAAGGAAAUACGACUUUGUGAAAUUCGGCCGUGUGAUUAUAAAGUCACCACCAAAAACGGGAAGAGGUGCAGCCGAACAUCGCGUGCAACGAUACCAACUCACUUUGCGUACGAGGACUGUUUAAGCAUCCAGCCCUACAGACCGAGAUACUGCGGAGUGUGCAGUGACGGGCGAUGCUGCACCCCUUACAGCACCGAAACAUCCCUGGUGGACUUCAGAUGUGUGGGGGGAUUGACGAUUAGACACCAACUGAUGGUUAUCAACACGUGUGUCUGCCAUGAUAAUUGUGUCCCAGACGACACCAUUCAUCAAAUGGAGCAGAUAUCCAGUCCUUGAGCCUUGGGGUCGGAAAGUGGCACACCACAGAAGCCGGCUGUUCGGCCCAUCUAGUCCAUGCCGAACCAUUAGUCUGCCUGGUGCCAUCGACCUGCACCUAGACCAUCGCCCUCCAUAUCCCUCCCAUCCAUGUACCUAUCCAAACUUCCCUUCCACCUGCACUGGCAGCUCUUUCCACACCCUCACCACCCUCUGAGUGAAUAUUUCACCCUUCACCCUCUGGUUGUUGCCUCACCCAACCCCAGUGGAAAAAGCCUGCCUGCACUAACCCUGUCUAAACCCUGCGUAAUGUUGUACACCUCUAUCAAGUCUCCUCUCAAUCUUCUACACUCCAGGGAAUAAAGUCCAAACCAAUUCAACCUUUCUCUCCAACUCAGUUCCUCAGUCCUGGCAGCCUCCUUGUAUAUUUUCUCUGUACUUUUUCAAUCUUAUUAAUAUCCUUCCUAAUUGAAUAUUUACUCUAUAGUUUUAAAGUUAGUUAUUGCACCAUUGUGCUUUUUAUAUAUUUCUAGGUAUUUUUAAAAAAUCACCAAUUAGAGCAGUUUUGUAAAAAUCCUUGUAUAUUUUUAUUGAGUAUUGUAUUUAAAGAUAAUUCUUUCCUUUUUCCCUGAUUGUAAAUAUUAAGUUGGGCCAUCAUUAUUAAGAUGAGAAUUCUACAUUAAAAUUCCUGCAAA
This is a messenger RNA of Mobula hypostoma (lesser devil ray), 2070 nucleotides long. RefSeq names its product CCN family member 3-like. The record is from RefSeq and is a predicted model, not a curated record. Gene Ontology annotation, biological process: cell adhesion; signal transduction. Gene Ontology annotation, molecular function: integrin binding; heparin binding. Gene Ontology annotation, cellular component: extracellular region; extracellular matrix. NCBI's taxonomy places the organism in Eukaryota, Metazoa, Chordata, Chondrichthyes, Myliobatiformes, Myliobatidae. Bases 386 to 1396 code for a protein of 336 amino acids. The transcript is spliced from 5 exons.